Messenger RNA from Sitophilus oryzae (rice weevil), 710 nucleotides. RefSeq names its product probable ribosome biogenesis protein RLP24 (gene RpL24-like). Gene Ontology annotation, biological process: ribosomal large subunit biogenesis. Lineage: Eukaryota; Metazoa; Arthropoda; Insecta; Coleoptera; Curculionidae. The record is from RefSeq and is a predicted model, not a curated record. The transcript has 3 exons. Gene Ontology annotation, cellular component: nucleolus. The coding region runs from base 76 to 603 and encodes 175 amino acids.
ACUUCUAACCUCACUUUUUGGAAAUUGUCACAUUUCCAGGUACGUCGAAAAUUACGUACCAAAACAAACAGAAAAAUGCGUAUAGAAACGUGUUAUUUCUGUUCUUCCAGGAUAUUUCCUGGCCACGGCAUUCAGUUUGUACGAAACGACUGUAAAAUAUUCAAAUUCUGCCGUUCAAAAUGCCAUGCAGCCUUCAAAAAGAAAAAGAACCCACGUAAGGUGAAAUGGACCAAAGCCUACAGAAAGACAGUGGGUAAAGAGUUGGCAAUCGACCCAUCUUUUGAGUUUGAGAAAAGAAGACAUGUUCCGGUUAAAUACAGCAGAGAAACGUUCACAAAGGCUAUUGAGGCGAUGAAGAAAGUCGAAAUUAUCAAACAGAAACGACAAGGAGCUUAUAUUUUACAAAGGUUGCGUAAGGGUAGAGAAUUGGAACAAGAAAGAGAUGUUAAGGAGGUCCAACGUGACUUGUCACUUAUUCGAUCACCUGCUGCAGCUCUCAAACAGAAACAAGGUGAGAAAAUGUCUGAAGAUGAAAGAGAAAGCGAUGCUGAAGGUGAACAGAUGGAAGGAAUCAUUGAAGAUGGUGGAGAGGUUACUUUGUAAAAUAAAAUGCAAAUAUAUUCUGUUAUGUAAGUUUACUCUGACUUUAUUUAAUAAUUAUUAUUAUCAAAAUACAGGAUUAUACUUGUUUAUUACUUUGAACAAUUUGA